This is a messenger RNA of Mus pahari (shrew mouse), 1384 nucleotides long. RefSeq names its product spermatogenesis associated 17 (gene Spata17). Gene Ontology annotation, cellular component: spindle pole. Lineage: Eukaryota; Metazoa; Chordata; Mammalia; Rodentia; Muridae. Bases 162 to 1301 code for a protein of 379 amino acids. Gene Ontology annotation, biological process: establishment of meiotic spindle localization; mitotic cell cycle; spindle organization. The transcript is spliced from 11 exons. Gene Ontology annotation, molecular function: protein binding. The record is from RefSeq and is a predicted model, not a curated record.
CUUCCCGUCAGCAGCUCGAGCUUCCAGGAGAAAGGGGCGAGUCGGCUGAAGUCGGUUCUCACAUGUACAAAUCCGAUUUCUCUGUCCAGUUACUUAAAACUGAAAUAGAGUGAAAGGAAAAGCGGAUAAGUCGGAAGUGCCCUUGGUUCAGCCCAGUUGCCAUGGAGACUAAUAGUAACAAUUUUGAUGCACUCCAGGAGUUGAAGGACAUGGCUACUUUAGCCAAGCUGAUGGCGCGGGCACCCUUUCUAGAAAGUCAGUACUACUUUAGGAACCGCGCCGUUGAUUCAUUUAGGAAAUUCGAGAAUGAUGCAGCUGUGACCAUCCAGAGCUGGUUCCGAGGGUGCCAAGUCCGGGCCUACAUGAGGCACUUGAACAGAGUAGUGACAAUCAUUCAAAAGUGGUGGAGAAGCUACUUAGGCAGAAAAUAUUACCAACUUAUUGUUGAGGCAGCAUAUUAUACUAUGAAGAUGAAUCUCUACAAUGAAAUGGCUGUCAGGAUUCAGAGACGAUGGCGUGGCUUUAGGAUCCGGAAAUAUUGCUUUAAUUAUUAUUAUUUGAAGGAAUAUUUAAGAGCUGUUUCAGAAACCAAUGAUGCAAUUAGGGAGGCUUUGGAGGAGUUCGCAGAAAUGAAAGAGAGAGAAGAGAGAAAGGUUCUCCUGGAACGAGAGGAGAAGCAAAAAGAUUACCAAGCCCGCAAGAUGCAUUACCUGCUCAGCACAAAGCAGAUUUCAGGUGUAUACAAUUCACCAUUCCGAGAACAUCCUGACCCAUGGGAACUGCGGCUGCAGAAGGCAAAGCCUUUGGAUCACCAGAAGAGCACUGCAGAAAAGGACAAGUUGCCCCGCAGCCUCAGUGGCUGGCUGGCGUGCACCAGCGCCCGCUCCUUCCCGCAAUCAGAGAGUCUGCCGCCUAUCGACAGGAAGCGGUACCAGGGACCCUUCCGAGACAUCAGGGAAGUCUUGGAACAGCGUUACAAGCCUUUGGAGCCUACCCUGAGAGUGGCAGAACCCAUCAACCACCUUCACCUGGCCAGAGAGGCAUUCAAGCAAGGGGAACGCAUGCGCAACAUUCAAGACAAGAUGUUUUUGCCAUUUUCUUCCUACCAUAAAAAGGAGAAGUACAUCCCAAUGAUUCACACAUCAAGUGCGUAUAAUUCUGACUCUUAUGGACAGAGGCACUUUCGCAGUCAAGAUCCUAAGAAGUGGAUCUCUGACAAGGAUUUUCAGACUGUUCUGCCAUCAUUUGAACUCUUCUCAAAGUAUGGAAAGUUAUAUUCCAAAGCUGGAGAAAUUGUAUAAAGAGAACAGAAGACAAAAUGUGGAAAUGAGGAUAAGAUGAAGUGAGCAUGAAAUGGAAGAUGCCACUGCCCAGAGUUCCAGAC